Morone saxatilis (striped sea-bass) is the source of this 2994-nucleotide messenger RNA. Its product is annotated as proline-rich transmembrane protein 4-like. The coding region runs from base 94 to 2994 and encodes 966 amino acids. The record is from RefSeq and is a predicted model, not a curated record. Lineage: Eukaryota; Metazoa; Chordata; Actinopteri; Moronidae. The transcript has 2 exons.
CUGAGGUUAGAGAUCUGUAAAACAUGUGAUUGGACAAUAUCCCUCAAAACCCAACAGCAUGUGACUUUAUUGUGGAGUCUGUAGACCCUCACCAUGCUCUCUCUGUGGAAUCUUUAUCUUCUUCUCCCCCUCUCCUUGCCUCUCUCACGUCAUGUCAUAGCCUUUGCCGGAGAAAAUGUCAAGGAAACACAACAGCCAGACAUUGACACAGCAGUCCAGCACGCCAUGCAGCCCUCACAGAGACCUCAUGGAUCUGGUUUAGCACCGGCGAGUCCCAUGUUUCGAACUGAGAAUGUUGACUUCCUACCUUUGCGUUGGAACUUACCAUCAUCUGAGGAAUCAGAUAGCCAAGGUGUGAUUGGUGAAUACACUGAUUUACAGGAGAGCACAGAUACAUCUCUCUUGUAUCCUAAUGAGAAGGGACUUAUCAUAUCCAGACCCACAGAUAGUGCUACAGAAGAUGCCACCUCCAAGAAGAGUCCACAAGCAGUAAGGUCUUCAUCAAGAGGAGUACCACCUACCCAGGAACAACAAACAGUAAAGUAUCAGCCAGCUGAGACCAAUACUGGAUCUUUAUUGCAUUCUACACAGACUGGAGAGAAUAAACCAUCUUUCCCAGCCUUGCAGAAUGAGACAACUAAUAGCCAGUCACCUUUUCUUUUGUCUGGUUCACUUCCAUCUUUAUCUCAUUCUGCUGAACCUGGGCCCAGCCCUAAGCCCCCCACUCCCCCAGUACCAACUAGCAGCCCAGGAUGGACCUCUGGUCCUUCUGUUAUCACACAGGGAAAGACACAGGAGGGGACUGUCCCAGUGAAGGAUUAUGGAGUUGGACUGAUUGAUAUUACAGAUCCUAUUUUACAUAGAGGAGCUGUCAGCACGGAGGAAGUUAAAGAUGACUCCAUGGAUGAUAACCUGCACGUCUCAAAGACCAGUGGCACACUUGAUGGUAACAGGGACACAACUACCACACCCUGCAAAACGUCAAACCAGUCCUGGACUCCCACCUACUCAGAUGAUUUUACUCCAAAUGAGGUCCUGCACCCCUCACUAGCUGUCAGCCCUGCCCUUUUUGUCCCUCUGUAUUCAGACUGGAACUCUGCCCUCGCCACAUGGGGAUUUGCUUGGGAAGCACACAUAUAUGGCCUGGGGUCUGUCUUCACUGUAUUUGGCCUAAUCUCUGUGGUUUGCCUGUUGGGCCUGCCCCUGCGAUGUCCCCCAGGAAUCCCCUACCUCACCCUGCUGCACUUGUUCCUCCUCGCUUUUGCAGGAAUCCAAGCUUUUCGUUUGCUCUAUGAUGCUUACAAUCACCAAGAUCGUCUUCCCCCUCUGGGCUCUCUGCUGCUCUCUGAGCUUCCCUUCCCCUGUUUAAUCUCAGCCUUCUCCCUGGCCAUCCUCCUUCUUUCCUUGCGCUCACGCAUGCGUCUUUCACUUCCACUUGCUAAUUCCAAGUCAUUGUCAGUCUUGCCAAAGCCUUGCUUGUUACUGUGUAUGUCCCUGUUGCAUUCUGUUGUCUCUCUAGGGUGUGUUGGCAUGCUCCAGUUCUUCCACAGCCUCCCCACCGUGAUCCUGCUAUUCCCUCAGGGUGUUUUUGUAUGUCUCAGCAUCUUUCUCUCAUGCUCCUACCUCAUCUUCUACUGCUUAAUACAAGUCAACACUAAACACAUCUACCGGCUCAAUGACAAUGGAGAGAGUGGAGGAUCUCCUGAAGUGAUGCGACCUGCAAGUUGCCCCUUUGCCAAAAUGGAGGACUGGGAUAGGGCAGCAGGAGCUGGGGUAGGGGCUUCGUUGUGUUUGUUAGGGUGUGGAGGCCUCCAGCUUUAUGGGAUCCUGCAUGCUCUUGGUUUGGGUGGGGUUGAUGGCUAUGGUUUCCAGCCUUGGCCCUGGUGGGGCUACCAGGUGGGCUGCAGGCUCUGUGAGGUUGGGGUGUGUCUAGGUUUGUCUCUCAUUGGUACACACCCUCUGUUCUGUCACAACAACUCCUCUAUCAAGACCAUAACUCAACCUCGGCCAGGGUCUUGGUCACGCCUCUCCUGCAGCUCUCCUUCACGAGGGCUCACCCUGCCCUCUCAGGGAGGUGCAAAUUCUCCUGUCCUCUCCUCUCACGAUUCGUGGUCCCAGGGUAAGCAGGAAAAGCUGGUGGUCUGUGAUGUCAUCACUAAGGGACAGUCAGAGGCUCUUCCUCUAUUCUCAAUUGUGGAUCCUCCUGGAAAUGGGCUAGACUGUGUCCCCAAGUCCAGCCAAACCCGGAACACUGUACUGCCUCUACCUACACCUCCAAGCCCACCGCACAAGCCUAAAAAUGCAGUUGAGUCUCAGCUAUCAUCACUGGAUAGCCUACACUUGGAGACUGACUCUACUGUGGACCUGCGCCCCCCAUCUCCCAUAAACUUGUCCCGCAGCAUUGACCAGGCUCUUUUCAGUGAAUCCCUAUUCUCUCAGAGUAUCUUUGGUUUGCCAAGAUUAAAUCAUGCUUCUUCCAGCCUCUCUUUGAGCUCUCCUAGCCAAGGUCUGUCUAAGCAAGGGCCAAGCUCUGUGGAAAAUGCCCUAUACCGGACAUCUUCCUGUGGAAAUGUGGAUCAAGAGAACAUCCUGUCCAGUUCAAGACCUUCUCAGCCACAUGGGUCUUCUUACAGCAAGUCACCAACGUCACCAGAGCAAUUGGAUUGGAAAGGGAGUGUCUCUGGCUCAACCCAGGGUCUGUGCAGCAAUCCCAAGGAGACAGGAAAACUGCGCUCACAUUCCUGGGCCAACAGAGGUCAAAACUUUACUCAGAGCAGCCUCCCAAGAGCGAUCCCCCACUUGUCUUACCACAGGCGUUACCGGACCCUGAGCUUAGCUUCCCAGGACAGUCAUGGAUCAGGCCGGCUGGCAGGGACUAAACACCUGAGUGAAAGCAAACAGCUGGAAUGGGAUCUGGCGGUACAGGCAGAGUUUGUGAAUGUGUGCAAACAAAUUGAUGCUCUGAGUGUUUGCAGUGACACCAUUGAAUUGUAG